AUGGCUAAGCUCGGGGCUAAACGUCCCAGCGGAGUCGGCAAGACUUUUUUCCAGAGCCUGGUGCCAUAUCUCCAGAAUGGCCUUCUGUCAUAUUCUGUCGUUCAGGUUGUGGGCCAGUGGUUCCAGGAUGAACCACAUCCAUCUCGGCGUAGAUUUCCCGCUGGCCACUGCGGUAUAUAUUUAGGGCUUUUCAGCCAGGAGCUUCGUAAAGACGAGAAACGGACGCUGGGCCAUGGCCUGAGCGGCGUUUUGGUGGUGUUCCCUGUAGAAUCAUUGCAGCCGUUCUUGCCUGAGUUUUUCAUUUCGCAAGCCAAUCAGCAGAUCCAGAACGAUAUUCAGACGUUGCGCUCGGUGACGAAAAACCUCCUUUCGACGCUUUCCGUGGUCAAGCCGAAAAGAUCGCUCAAACAGCUCUACCUGCUUCGUACUUUCUCCACUACUCCACACAAUAACCGGAGCAGAUUGGCAGAGGUUCCGGAAUUGGAGACAAUUGCGCAUCCAUCAAAGUCGGCGCAGCCACAUAAGCCGGUCGUCGUCAACACCCCACUCGAAGCUGAGCAGCUGUCUGUUGCUGAGGUCGAGCUUGAGGAUGACUUCGAAGGAUCGUUUCUUGCAAACCAACUCAACAGAAUCGUGUCGAUCUAUGAGAACUAUCAAGAUAGCGCCGAGCUUGACACCAUUUACCCGAUCUACCAGUCGCUCCACAGAAAUGAUAUAGACCUACCAUCCAUCGAGGAGUACAACAUCGUGUUGAAGUCUAUUUGUCUCAGAUCUUUGGACAAUGAUGGCUCCGCCAAUAGCAUAGAAUCCAAACUCACAUCUUUGUUGACUGUGUAUCAGGAUCUUCUCACCGCAUGUACUCACAACGAGAGUAUCCUUCCUAAUGCUGACACUUACAACAUCAUACUUCCUGCCGUGUUUGAUGGUGCUAUGAAAACGAUUCAAUUUUCGAACGAUGCAUCCGUCUCUUCGCAUAAAUAUUCUGUCGCAUUGGGUAAGGCUAUGGACUACUUACAAGUUGGUUCCAAUCUAUUCUUGUCGAUCAAGAAUAAGAAGGGCCUCGAUGCUAGCUCGAUCAUCACUCCGCUACUUGCUGGUUUGGUAGUGUUCCCACAUUUAUUGACGAAGCAGCUCUCCACACUUUUGGUCUCGUACUCGGAAAUCGAGUCGGAACGCUAUGAGUUCUACCGUGAUUUUAUUCUCGUGGCCACUCACUUUUCGAAGGAGGACACAUUGAACAUGGAUAAACGGCAAAUAUAUGACUUCGUAUCCUCUGUCUUUGCUGGAUACAAGCAGCAGUUGCAGAAUGCAAAUGGUCUUAUUGAUGGUGAAUUCGAGAUCUAUGGGGCCAUGGUGGAGACUCUACUUGCUACCAACAACAAACCUGUUGCAACAAAGUUCCUCGACCAAAUUUUGAUUGAUUUCAAAGAGCAGUUGUUAGCAGGCAAUAAAUCAAACAUGGAAAAUAUGUCUGCUCUCAUUUCCACCUAUUUGAAGUCUCUUAUGGGCUAUGAUCUGGAGUCAGAUUUGCUCACCAGCUAUCAAUUACUUUUGAGAUUAAGGGACAUCUCUUAUCUCCCCGAGGUGACUGCAAAUGUGUACAAUGAGAUGAUUAACCGUUUCAUUCAUACAUACUCAAAGCUCGAGUAUGAGAAGCAAAACACGAAGUCUUCUCAGGUGUCAGAAAAGCAGUUAAUGAUUUAUAAGCAGAUCUGGCAAUUGUACGAGUAUGCCGUAAUUCGCAAAGAUUUUCAAACUACAAGCUGCAAGGGGUCUAAUUCGCAUCAGUCAGUUUCAUGCAGAGACUCAUUACUCUCACUUAGUCUUGACUUGGGUGAUCAUUCAAAUAUUGCCCGUUUGAUUAAGGAAGUUUUAGUGAAAGAUCACGUAAUUGGCGACUGGAACGUGUCUAAGAAGCUUUGUCAAUACCUUUAUAAUGGUGUCAUGGUUCAUGGUGACAACUAUCAUUUGAACCUUCUCUGGACUGUUGUCGAGCAACAAGCAAGACACUAUGCCAAAGAUUCUACUGAACUCAACAGUUUCUUGUCCGAGCAUGCCAAUUUCUUGCUUGGGAACAACUCCAUGACCUUCAGUUUAGUUCUUAACCUGAUGAUGAUAUUCCAUUCUUUUCAAGGUUUCCAGCUUCUUUCGGACAACGCUUAUGGUUUAAUGACCAUCUCCUCAUUCUUGUUCAACGAGGCUCUGAAGAGACAGUUGUCCCAAUCUGAGACAAUCAAGAUUCUUCAAUACCAAUCACGUCUAAUCAAUGAGUUUGAAGAUCCCGACAAUCACUACACUGAGCUUUGUCCAGAGCUCGUUGAGCUUAAAAGCAGCUGUUCAUCUUGGUUUACCAAAAUGUUUGGUACUUUGGAAGCUGGUGCUACUUUAACGCCAGACAUUUUACAAGCUUGUUCUAUGCUAGGCCUAGACAACGGAAAUGGUGAAGCUGGUGUUCUCUCGCCUAUACAUUUCGAAUUAGAUUUGUCAGCACAAUUAAAGCUUGAUGAUGAUGUUUCCUUUGGCCUGUUCGUCGACUACUUCAAUCAAGGAUACAGCUUCACCACUCUUACUUGGAUGUCUUUAGCAACUCAAAAUUUUGCAAUGACCGCCUUAGAAAAAGAAGACCAGAUUCUAAUUUCAAAUCUUGCUUCGAGGAUUGAACAAAGCAAAGAUGCUUCUACCAUAUUUGCUUCGUUCAUUAACUUGAAAAAUGACAAGGUCACUAUUAAGCUUUUGCAGCACCUUUUGCAACAAAAAAAUCUGGAAGUACUUAGCUCUUCAGUUGUUUUGAAUGCGAUGACUUCCCACGCUACUUGCACUGACAAUGAAUAUCUCUUAGACCUCAUCGCCACAAACGUGAAUUUUUUCUAUUCUUCGAAUGAUUCGCCUGAUUGGACUGCGGAGCUUUUCAACAAAUUGAAUAACUCCGGGCGGUCGAAAGUCGUGGUGGCAUUCUCAGGGACAUUUAAUGAAAAGCUUGCCAAUCUCGAUUUGAGUCAACAAGCCUCUGCAAAGUUGUUUUGCUCCAUUGCUGAUGCUUGCUUGAAUACAAGAAACACCGAGCAGGCUGGCAACUUGUUCCGUCAACAUCUUUCGGGAGCGGAUCGGAACAAAACUCUCCUCGAAUCCAACCAACUUCUUACAUCACUUUUUAACUAUUACAUUGCAUGUGGCGCACACGAGGUCCUUUUGAACAAAUUUGGAUCACUCAAGGGUCGCUCACCUGAGUUGGAUCAAUUGUUUGAGUUUUCAGUGCUCUUGAACUCUCUUGGCGGUGUUUCUUCUAACUACACUGCAAAGAUUGACACUGAACAGAAGCUAGCUCUUGCAAUUUUGUCGGAACCAGAUGUUAUGAAGAUGAAAGAGCUUUUUGACACCUACUCUCGACUUAUCCAAAAGAAAUCAUCUUUCUUCGAUUUUAUGGUUCUCACCCUUACCAAAGCGGCCAAAUUAGUGAAACCACAACAUCAUGAACAAGUGAUUUCAAGAUUCGAGGCUAUCAUCAAGCUUUGUAAGGUACUUAAUUUGAAAGAGAUUCAAGCUAAGAGUCUCCUGAAAAUAAUCCAACUCUUGGCAGCAACUCAAUCCAAGAGUUUGUUGAAUAUCAUUUUCAACAAAUUUUUAAUCGAUAACACGAUUCUAUCAACUUUCAACUUUUACUUCUUGAGGGUCCGGAUCUCAUCAUCUCAUGAGUCGAGACAGCUCCUCAACGAGUUCCGCCAGGCUUUAAAGCUUGUUGGCGAUAAGUUGAAUUUGAAAGCGAUCGAAACAUUCGAGAGCCGCCUUGUGGCUGCUUGA
Molecule: messenger RNA, 3798 nt
Organism: Australozyma saopauloensis
Lineage: Eukaryota; Fungi; Ascomycota; Pichiomycetes; Serinales; Metschnikowiaceae
Gene: RPM2
Product: ribonuclease P
Exons: 1
Coding region: 1-3798 (1265 amino acids)
Source: RefSeq, a predicted model, not a curated record